Molecule: messenger RNA, 1815 nt
Organism: Benincasa hispida (wax gourd)
Lineage: Eukaryota; Viridiplantae; Streptophyta; Magnoliopsida; Cucurbitales; Cucurbitaceae
Cellular component (GO): Golgi apparatus
Source: RefSeq, a predicted model, not a curated record
UGAUGGUUGGACACAUGGUGGUUAGGUGAGAGGCAAAACCACAAACAUCUUUUGCAUCAAAAUUUCUUCGAUUCAAAGUUAUAUGUCAAUCAACAAUGCCGUAUAUGAUUAAUCCACAAUUCUCAGUACUCACUGCUACUAAUAAUGCUCGAUCCAAGUUCUUGUCCUUCAGCGGACGCGAUCGAUUUCUAUAACAUUUCAUUGUUCGAGUGAAUCGAAUUUCAAUCACUCUUCCGCUGUACAUUUCAAUUUCUUCCACUCUGCAAAUUCCAUGGCAUUUCCCAGAACCCAGAAGCCAAAACCCAAACCCAGAUCCCCACUCAUCUUCUUCUUCGUUGCCCUAGCCGCCAUUGCCUUUCUUUUCCUCUUUUCCUCACUGGUUUCUACCAAUGGGGCUUCUUCUUUUUCAUCCUCGAAUUCAAUUCAGAAAAUCUUCAGAUUCAAGAAUCUGACCCAGAAACAGAGACGUAAUCGGCAUGUUUUUAGUGUAAAUGACAAGUUCUUGUACUGGGGCAACAGAAUCGACUGCCCGGGCAAGCACUGCGAAUCUUGUGAGGGUUUGGGUCACCAGGAAUCCAGCUUGAGGUGUGCCCUUGAGGAAGCCAUGUUCCUCCAAAGAAUAUUUGUAAUGCCCUCUAGAAUGUGUAUCAACCCUAUACAUAAUAAGAAAGGGCUUCUUCAUCAGUCCACCAAUGCAAGCUCAGAGGAAAGUUGGGAAGCAAACUCUUGUGCCAUGGACUCUUUGUACGAUAUGGACCUUAUAUCUGACACUGUACCAGUGAUUUUAGACAACUCAAAAUUAUGGUAUCAGGUGCUGUCAACUGGUAUGAAAUUAGGAGCUAGAGCAGUUGCCCACGUUGAGCAAGUUAGUCGUCUUGAACUCAGAGACAACAGCCGCUACUCCGAUCUUCUGCUAAUAAAUCGAACUGCCAGCCCUCUUUCAUGGUUUAUGGAAUGCAAGGACAGAAACAACCGCAGUGCCAUAUUGUUGCCCUAUAAAUUUCUUCCUUCUAUGGCAGCAGAAAACAUGAGGGAUGCAGCUGAGAAGAUUAAAGCGCUACUUGGUGAUUAUGAUGCCAUCCAUGUUCGUCGCGGAGAUAAAAUAAAGACCAGAAAGGACAGGUUUGGUGUUGAUAGAAGCUUACAUCCACAUCUCGACAGGGAUACACGGCCCGAGUUUAUGCUAAAGAGAAUAGCAAAGUGGGUUCCGGCAGGGCGGACACUUUUUAUUGCUUCAAAUGAGAGAACUCCUGGAUUUUUCUCGCCCCUCUCUGAUCGGUACAAGUUGGCUUAUUCCUUGAACUAUAGUAGUAUUCUGGAUCCUGUGGUUAAGAACAAUUAUCAGUUGUUCAUGAUCGAACGGCUCAUUAUGGCAGGUGCUAAGACAUUCAUCAGAACAUUCAAAGAAGACGAUACGGAUCUAAGCCUCACCGACGACCCAAAGAAGAACACAAAAAUAUGGCAAAUACCUGUCUACACAGCUGAUGAAGAAAGAAGGUGAGGAAUUGUUGCCCAGUUAUUUCUCUGGGAAAAUGUCUUGCAGAGAUCUUUUUGAUCCACCAACAAAAGCCUUUCCUUGUUCAUUGAAAAGCAUCAUAGUGAAGAUAAGAAUGUUUUAGGAAAGGCAGAUGCUUGGCCGAUGUAAAUGUGUGGCAUAAAUUGGUUUCUGAAUUUCAUUAGUUCCAUUUGUUUAGUAUACCCCCCUUAAUUUCGUGACCAGUUUUGUGUUUUGUUUUGUUUUGUUUUUUUGUUUUUUUUCUUUGUUCUUUUUACAGAAAUAGUUUACUACCAUUUUUUAAAUCACGUUUAUAUGAA